Nicotiana tabacum (common tobacco) is the source of this 345-nucleotide messenger RNA. The record is from the annotation of a RefSeq genome assembly. Lineage: Eukaryota; Viridiplantae; Streptophyta; Magnoliopsida; Solanales; Solanaceae.
AUGAGAAUGAACGAACUCGGUCUAGCGCAAAAGGAGAGAAGAAUAAGCAAAUGGAUCAGAGCAAUUAGCGAGACUCAGAGUGAUUGCAAGCUAUGCUCACUCGGCAAGUGCAGAAUCAGAGUGAGUCAAGCGAGAGGGAAGCUAGUGAGAGAGAAUCCAAGUGAGCUAGCAAGAAUGAGGACUAUACCGACAAUCAAGGCGAUAGAGAGGGCACUCAGUCGUCAGUCUAGCGACUCUACCGCCCAGCAAGCAACUGAACUCGCUAAUCAGAGACUGAGACGGACACGAGCUCAGUCGUGCCAUAAGGAAAAGACAAAGGAAGAAGGCGACUGGAAAAAAGAAUAA